Molecule: messenger RNA, 2539 nt
Organism: Lactuca sativa (garden lettuce)
Lineage: Eukaryota; Viridiplantae; Streptophyta; Magnoliopsida; Asterales; Asteraceae
Product: putative inactive receptor kinase RLK902
Biological process (GO): protein phosphorylation
Molecular function (GO): protein binding; ATP binding; protein kinase activity
Source: RefSeq, a predicted model, not a curated record
UCACUCAAAAGAAUGAGAUGAGCCUCCUCGAGAUGAGACUAUAUUUGACUGAGUGAGGAGUAUUAUACAUACAGCGUAGGGUUUACAGCCUGUCUCUCUCACUCUCUCUCCCCCCCUUGUUCUGCUGCUGCAGCUGCUGCUUUCCGGUGAGCAAACGAUGAUGAUGAAAGCAGAGUAAAAGUCUUCUUCCACCCAAGCCGCAUGACGUCCAACAACACCUGUUUUUGAAGAUUCACAUAUCCCAUUCCAAUUCACAUCUACCAUUAUUACAAUUUUGGGUUUGCAUUUUCAAAUUAUUCGUGUGAAAAUAUGGGGAUUCACUCCGCAACCACAAUAAUGUUGCUCCUUCUCUUCUACAUUUUGGUCUUUCUGCCCGCCGGAAUUAUGACAGAUCUGGCUUCCGACCGAGCUGCUCUCCUUUCUCUCCGCUCCGCCGUCGGCGGCCGUACCCUCUUCUGGACAACCACCCAACAAACCCCAUGUAAUUGGCCCGGCGUACAAUGUGAUAACACCACUAACCGCGUCACCGCCCUCCACCUCCCUGGUGUCUCACUCUCCGGCCGAAUCCCGCUCGGCAUUUUCGGAAACUUAACUAAACUUAAAACCCUCAGUCUCCGCUUUAAUGCGCUCUCCGGCCCCCUCCCCUCCGAUCUCUCUUCCUGUCUCGAUUUACGCAACCUCUAUCUCCAGGGUAAUCGCUUUUCCGGCCUCUUCCCGGAGAAUCUUUUUAGUAGUUUACGCGACCUUGUCAGGUUAAACCUUGCUGGAAACAAUUUCUCCGGUGAGAUUUCAAGUGGUUUCAAUAAUUUCACGCGGUUGAGAACGCUAUAUCUCGAGAACAACCAGUUUUCCGGUUCUUUACCGGACCUCAAUAUCCCCAAUUUGGAGCAGUUUAAUGUCUCAUUCAACAACCUAAAUGGCUCUGUUCCUAAAUCUCUCCGAUCAAAACCCAAGGAAUCGUUUAUCGGAAAUUCCUUCUGUGGUUCUCCCCUCGACGAAAUUUGCCCUACCAAGGAAAAUGUUCCUCCGGCGGUUUCUGUAGAUCUGGACAGAAACAGGAAGAAGAAGAACGGCUUGUCCGGAGGCGCGAUUGCCGGUAUAGUAAUUGGAUCUGUUUUGGGACUCGUCGUUCUCCUCCUACUACUGUUUAUCCUUUGUCGAAAGAGAACCACUAAGAAAACAAGCUCAGUCGACAUUGGUGCUUCCAAGUUAACAGAUGCAGAGGUUUUAGGGGAGAAACCAUUGACAGGUUCCGGAACCGGUAGCAAUGGAUUCUCCGUUGCUGCAGCAGCUGCGGCGGCAAUGACUACAUCUUCUACGGCGGGUGUAAACACCGGUGGAGGCGCAGAUGGCAGUGGUAAUAAGAAGCUGGUGUUCUUCAGGAACUCCUCUACCAUAUUCGAUUUGGAGGAUUUGCUACGAGCUUCUGCGGAGGUGCUUGGUAAAGGGACGUUUGGGACGGCGUACAAGGCGGUGUUGGAGGCAGGAAUGAUGGUAGCAGUGAAGAGACUGAAGGAUGUUACAGUAUCGGAGCCAGAAUUCAGGGAAAAGAUUGAAUUCGUUGGUGCAAUGAAUCAUGAGAAUUUGGUUCCACUCAGAGCCUACUAUUACAGCAAAGAAGAGAAGCUUCUCGUCUAUGAUUACAUGCCGAUGGGAAGCCUUUCUGCACUUCUCCAUGGAAACAAAGGAGGUGGGAGGACGCCAUUGAACUGGGAAAUCCGGUCAGGCAUUGCUCUGGGGGCUGCCCGGGGCAUCGAGUAUUUACACAGUCACGGGCAGGACAUCUCCCAUGGGAACAUCAAAUCAUCAAACGUGAUCCUGACCAAAUCAUUGGAGGCCCGGAUAUCAGAUUUUGGUCUAGCCAAUCUAGUGGGUGGCCUGCCUUCAACCCCUAACCGUGUGGCUGGCUAUCGUGCACCGGAGGUGACGGACCCACGCAGAGUCUCCCAAAAAGCGGAUGUCUACAGUUUCGGGGUGCUGCUGUUGGAGCUUCUAACCGGAAAGGCUCCGACCCAUGCACUUUUAAACGAAGAAGGAGUUGACCUCCCGAGAUGGGUCCAGUCGACGGUCAAAGAAGAGUGGACCUCUGAGGUGUUUGACCUUGAGCUGCUCAGGUACCAGAACGUGGAGGAGGACAUGGUGCAGCUGUUGCAGGUCGCCAUCGAUUGUGCCGCCCAGUACCCGGACAACCGCCCAACCAUGGCGGAGGUCACCUCCCGGAUCCAGGAGGUGCGCCGGGCAAGCCUCAUCAGAGGAGGGGAGGUUCAGGAUGUGGAUCCGGAUCCGGAUCGGGUCCAUGAGUCUGAUUGAGUUCAGUUGAGUUUAGUUGAAAGACAGGGAGUGUGGUUGAAUUAAUGAGUUGGUUGGGGAUUUGGGAUAUGAGUGGUGGUGUUGUAAUUAUGAUUGCUUUAGCUUUUUGCUUUUUUUCUUUUAUUUUCUUUGAGAAGGAACUUUCAUGUGUUUGAAGAUAAUGAUGUUUUACCUGCCUUUUCAGUUUUCGCCAAUGCAAUUACAGCACCACUUUCGUUUCCUUAUUAAA